This is a messenger RNA of Bombina bombina (fire-bellied toad), 714 nucleotides long. Its product is annotated as oocyte zinc finger protein XlCOF15-like. The coding region runs from base 1 to 714 and encodes 237 amino acids. Lineage: Eukaryota; Metazoa; Chordata; Amphibia; Anura; Bombinatoridae. Gene Ontology annotation, cellular component: nucleus. The record is from RefSeq and is a predicted model, not a curated record. Gene Ontology annotation, biological process: regulation of transcription by RNA polymerase II. The transcript has 2 exons. Gene Ontology annotation, molecular function: DNA-binding transcription activator activity, RNA polymerase II-specific; RNA polymerase II cis-regulatory region sequence-specific DNA binding.
AUGGUCACUACAGUUUCUCUUGACCCUUAUGUAUUGUCCCUUUGCUACUGCACCAAAUACAUGUUGGGGGUGACAGCUUUUUGCAUGGAGCAAAGUGUUCCCCAUGGAAUCAUUACUAAAAACAUCUCAGAUGUUAAAAAUGCUGAAUCAUUUGCUGUUUGCCAAUCAUAUGAGGCAACACUAAAAAAAAAGAUACUGGCAUGCUCUGAAUGUGGAAAAAUAUUCAGUGGACAAUCUAAGCUGAUUGAGCAUCAGAGAAGUCAUACAGGAGAGAAACCCUAUGAAUGCUCUGAAUGUGUCAAAUCUUUCAGGUCUAAUCAGCUACUCAAAAGUCAUCUCAGGAUCCAUACAGGAAAUGCUGCGUUUGAGUGCCCUGAAUGCAAGAAAUAUUUUGGAUCACAGACAGCCUUUAAUAUACAUUCAAUGGUUCAUACAGGGGUGAAACCAUUUAAAUGUCCAGAGUGUGACAAAUGUUUUAGGGACAAAAGUAAUCUUGACCGCCAUGUAAGGAUUCACACAGGGGAGGAACCAUUCGAAUGCACAGAGUGUAAAAUGUGCUUUAGGUGGAAAAAAUCUCUUGAAAGACACAUGAAUAAUCAUCAGGGAAUAAAACCGUAUUUGUGCUCAGAAUGUGGGAGAUAUUUUAGCCAGAAGUCAAAGCUUCAGAUACAUCACCUGAUUCAUACAGGGGGAAAAACCAUUUUCUUGCUCUGA